AGACAAAGGCUUGGAAGCCACCCUCUAUACGCCCACAUCAUCUUCUUCUUCUUCUUCUUCUUCUUCUUCUUCUUCUCAGACAACACUCUCGCUCUCUCUCUCUCUCUCUCUCUCUCUCUCUCAUCUUUUGUCCGUUCGUAUGGCUCGUCCCUUCCGCUUCCUCGGCUCCGCCGACUCGCCGGAGAGCACCGCCGCAGACUCCUCCGAGCCCGUCGCCGGCGACUCCGACUUCGUCGCCAUACUGGCCGCCCUCCUCUGCGCGCUCAUAUGCGUCCUCGGCCUCGUGGCCGUGGCCCGCUGUGCCUGGCUUCGCCGCUUCUCCUCCUCCUCCGGCGCCGCAGCCUCAGGCACAGCGCAGCCGCCUCCCUCCAAGGCCAACAAGGGGCUCAAGAAGAAAAUCCUCCGCUCCCUCCCGAAGCUCACCUGCACGCCGGAGUCCGCCGCGAGGUUCUCCGACUGCGCGAUCUGCCUCGCGGAAUUCGCGGCCGGGGAAGAGAUCCGAGUGCUCCCGCACUGCGGCCACGCCUUCCACGUGGCGUGCAUCGACAAGUGGCUCGGAUCUCACUCCUCGUGUCCCUCGUGCCGCCGGAUCCUCGUCUCCUCCAGCCGCUGCGACAAGUGCGGUGGCAACUUCCCCACCAGCUCAAGCUCCGCCUCCACUUCCGCCACCUGCUCCGGAGCUGAUGCCGAGGCCAGAUUGAAGCGGAGAGAAGACGACGCCAAUAGGUUCCUCCCCUAAUAAGCUAAUAACACAAGCCCUUACUCCUCUCUCUCUCUGAAGAUCAUCUCUUCCUGCAUAUAUACUACCAAAUCAAAAUUAUUCUUGCCGGUCAUGGUAGGGAUAGGCUAGGGUUUCACAGGACUUUUAGGGAUUUUAGGGGAUCGCAAUAUCGAAUCGAGCUUGGCUCGACCUCGGAAGUUCAUCCAGUUCUUGGUUGGCGUAUAACGGGAUGGAUUAUCAUAGCAAAAAUAUAUAUAUAUAUAUAUAUAUAUACACAUAGGAAAUUUAUUGGAAAAAUAUUAGAUAUAUUCUUGCAAUUUUUAUUUAUUAGUCGAAAUUCAAAUUAUAAAAUACUUUGGAAAAUUGAGUUUAUUUGCGCAAAAAAAUUGAUAAUGAAAUAUAAGUAAAUAAAUGAAUAUGGAGGGAAGAAGGCUGUGGGCUCCCAUGUUGAUGGAGAUGGAGGCGUGGGUCCCACAUUUAAAGCAGUUGAAGUUAGUCCAUCCAAUGUGUAGUUUAGUUGCCAAUUCCGUUUUCCAUUUCCAGCAGCCCUUGAAUUUAAUUCGAGAUACUAUCUUUUUUGGGGCAAACAUUCGAUUUCUUUUUAUUUUUUUCCGAUUAUCGGUUGUGAGGGAGGUCCAUUGCAAUGAAAUGUGGAUGCAGGAUAGUUUUACGUUUA
Messenger RNA from Punica granatum (pomegranate), 1397 nucleotides. The record is from RefSeq and is a predicted model, not a curated record. Lineage: Eukaryota; Viridiplantae; Streptophyta; Magnoliopsida; Myrtales; Lythraceae.